Haliotis rubra (blacklip abalone) is the source of this 972-nucleotide messenger RNA. Its product is annotated as acid-sensing ion channel 1A-like. The coding region runs from base 1 to 972 and encodes 323 amino acids. The transcript is spliced from 5 exons. Gene Ontology annotation, biological process: sodium ion transport. Gene Ontology annotation, cellular component: membrane. Gene Ontology annotation, molecular function: sodium channel activity. The record is from RefSeq and is a predicted model, not a curated record. Lineage: Eukaryota; Metazoa; Mollusca; Gastropoda; Lepetellida; Haliotidae.
AUGACGCAGACAACGUUGGAUGAGCUGGGUCAGGCGCUGCAAGAGGAGUGGAACAGACUACCACAAAUCGUCAUUUGUGACUGGGAAUCAAGGCCCUGUCGACAAGACGACUUUGUCUACAAGGAAACAGAUAUGGGCAGAUGUUUCACAUUUAACGUGAAUGGUUCUCUGCAAGCUCGGAAGUCUGGACGCAGUCAUGGGCUGCGCCUCGUCUUGAAUGUCGAGGACGUGGAAUACACUCGAAGUAUUGAUGGGUACCUGGGAACAGGUUUUAUGAUUGCUGUUCACGCGCCGGAGGUGCCCCCAAUCAUGUCCGAGAUGGGUAUAGCUGUAGCGCCCGGCUCCCAGCACUUCAUGAGUUUCGGAGUGAAGAAGGUAACAGCAAAUGAGGGUGUGGGUGGCUGUGGCAUGAAGUUUCUGAAGUAUUAUCCAGGAAACUACUCUCGGGAUGCAUGCAGACAGGAGUGUGAGAUGGAUUUCAUCGUCAGCAUGUGCAACUGCAAGGACGUUUCAAAUCCAAGCGAUGUUCAACUUUGCACGCCCCAACAGUACCAGGAAUGUUUAAUCCCAGCCGUAGAGCAGUAUCUGGAGACAGACACUGGCUGUGAAGCUGGAUGUCCUGAGCCAUGCAGAUACACCAGGUUCACCACCCAACAUUCCAGCUCCCCACUGACCAGGAACUACAUUACUGCGUACACCAAGGCCAAGGGUAAGACUGAAGAGUACUGGAGGAGGAACCUCGUUAUUCUGGAGAUGUAUAUGAGCUCUAUGACCUACGAACACAUGGAAAAACAGGUCGGGUAUGAGAUCCUGGACCUGUUCUGUGACAUCGGUGGAGCACUGGGGCUGUUGCUUGGUGCCAGUCUGCUGACAGUGUUAGAAGUGUUUGACUUCUUGUGUAUCACUGUCUUCUCGGUGGUGUUUGAAAAGAACAAAGUUCAUAAGAUUGAUCCAGGAGAUAAUUCUAAAUAA